Messenger RNA from Strongyloides ratti, 2373 nucleotides. Its product is annotated as HAP1, N-terminal domain-containing protein. The transcript has 6 exons. Lineage: Eukaryota; Metazoa; Nematoda; Chromadorea; Rhabditida; Strongyloididae. The coding region runs from base 1 to 2373 and encodes 790 amino acids. The record is from RefSeq and is a predicted model, not a curated record.
AUGGGAAUGUUCAUAUCUUUAUUGAACUUUUAUAUGAAAAAUAAACUAAUUCCUGAUUUUUUUGACAAUGAAACAAAUAAAAAGGCAAGAAAUUUUGGAAUUGAUAUUCACAAUUUGACAUCUUGCUAUACAUCAACAGAAAAUUUAUUAGAUUGGAUGUUGACUUUUAAGAAUCAAAAAUUUUCAAAAAAUGAAGUUUUUAGUAUGAAUAUUAAUGUUGUUGAUAAGAUGGAUAAACAAAAUAAUAAUAUAAUGGAUUUAAAAUCAUUACCAUUGGAUAAAAUGUUAAUAUCCUUAAAACAUAGAGGAUCAUCAUAUAUUGUAUCAACUGAUCAAUUUAUCAAAGCAAUUGAAUAUUUUGAAGAUGAUAUCCUUGAGGAACUUAUGUAUUUUGACUUGACUGCACGUCAAGAAAGAAUGAUAAAACAGGACAAUGCUCAGAGAUUAUCAACAGAUUCAACACUAUUUCAAAGUUAUUUACAAACAUCUGAUAGGCCAUUUUUGAAGAAGAGCAUUUCUGUUAACCAAAAACGAAUGGAAGAUGAUGUUGUUAAGGUUAUUCAUAUGCUUGAGGAAAAAGAGAAAGAUCUCGAGUUAGCUGCUAAGAUUGGAAAAAGUUUAUUGGAACAGAAUCAAGAACUCAGGGAACGAAAUUCAUUUUUGCAUGACUCAUUAACCAAAAAUGCAGAAACUAUUAAUGAAUUAAAACAUCAAGUUAAAUAUAAAGAAAAAUUAAUUAGAUCAAUUAAAAAAGAGGAUGACAUGGAAGUAAUUGAGCAUGAAAAAAAUAUUAAUAAUUCAAUUGAUUCUUUAAAAAAUAAAAUUGACGGGUUGAAGAAGGAGAAUAGUUAUUUGAAAAAUGAAGCAAAAGAAUUAAAAAUAUUAAGUAAAACUUUUGAAGAAGAGAAGAAGUCUUUGGCUGAGGAAUAUACAAGAUAUUUAGAUAAAGCUAAUUCACAAGUAUCAAGAUUACAAAGUAUUAUUAAUGAAAAAGAUAAAGAAUGUUUUCAGCAGACAAAAGAAAUUGAAAAAUUAAUGAAAAAAAUUAUUGAACAAAAAAGUCAGGAGAAAGUUUAUAUUGAAGAAAAUGCACAUUUAACAGAACAACUUGGUGAAAUGGUUAUUAAUCAUGAAUAUUUAAAGGAACAAAUUUCUGAGUUACAAGAUAAAUAUAUUGAAGUAUUUGAAAUGUUAAAAGAAGCUGAGGAGGAGUUAUGUAAAUUUAGAAAAAAACCUUCAAUGUUUGGGAGGGCAAUGUCAUCUGACUCAUUAUAUGAUUCUUUAGCUUCUGAAGUUGAAGUUCAUGAUAGUGGUUUUUAUACUACACCAAUGGUAUCUGCAAGAUCAGAUUCUAGGAAUUCUAAUUUUUUAAUUUCUCAUAGGGAUGAAGAAAAUAAUAAAUGUAAAUAUUAUCCAAUAGAAGGAAGAUUAAGUGAUGAAUUAGCAGCAAUUGGAUGUAAUAUUUUUUCUCAAAAUGUAUCUACUAAUUGCAAUACACAAUCUAAUGAAAAUACAGAUGAUGAACUUAUUAUGAUUUCUCCUACUUAUAAAAACGAUAAUUAUUCAAGAAAAGAUAAUAGUUAUUAUAAUAUUGAACAUCCAAAUGAUCCAACUAGUGAUAUACCAAUAACUCCAAUAGAAAAUAAUAUAAGUAUAUUAAUGUCUUCAACACCCAUCAAAGAAAGUAUAAAUAAUAAAAAAGAAUUAGAAACAAGAGAUAUUUCAUGUAGUCCUAUAAAAGAACUUUUAAUUAAUUACAAUACCAUUGAAGAUAAUGAAAUUACCCCUCGCGCUGUGAAUAAUAAUAAAAAAUAUUUUAUUAAUAACAGUGAUCCUGAUAUGAUAAUGGUUAAACCUAAAUGUCAACAUAUAAAUCAUACAACUUCAUUAGGAGUAUCAAAAUCUUUGUCAUCUUCUAAUGAUUCAUUAUCUGAACUUACCCCAUUAGGUCUCGGUGUCCCAGGAAGAUUAGGUACACGUGAUUUAGAAUUUUCUUUAAAAAAAAUUGCUACACGUAGAGAGGUAGAAAAAGAUUAUGAAAAACAUAGAGCAAGUAAUGGAUUACCUCCAUCUAAAUAUAAAAUGUUUCAUAAUAAAAUUCAUGAUAUUGGAAUAAAUAUCUUGACAAAAGUUGAUAAUAACAAACAAAUAUCAAAUGGUGUUGUAUCAAGAAAUAAUAUAAAUUCAACUACUUCAAAACAUUUUCCAAAUACUCCAAUAAAAACAAAUAGUCCAAGAAAAAUCACAAAUUUUUUACAACAAAUGUUAUCUUUAGAAAAUGUUCUCUCAGAAAUUGAAUCUCCACAAAAAAUUAGCGGUGUAAUUGAAAAAAAUGGCAUUGUUUCUGUAACAAACGAAAAAUUAUAUAAAUAG